AUGGCCAAUCUGGCAUCGAUAUACCGGAACCAAGGGCGUUGGAAGGAGGCCGAAGAGUUCGAGGGACGAUUGAAAGAGGCAGAAGAGCUUGGGCUUAACCUCAUUGAGGCAGCGAGUAGGUCAAAAUCCACCAAGCGUUUCUUGCCGAGUGAGUUUGGAAUGGUCUACCGGGAAGACAACAUCGCCCAUAUCACAUCGUACCACUGGAAACUGAAAGCAGUUGAUGCCCUCGAAAAGACCGACCUAGAAUUUUCUCUCAUUUCAAUUGGUCUAUUCUUGGACUACUGGGCUGCUCCUCGCAUCCCAACCCAUAUCCGCGCAGUGAACAUGUUCAUUGACCCUGAAAACAACGCUGCAGUAAUUCCAGGUGAUGGAAACAGUCCUAUGGUCCUCACACAUUCCACCGAUGCAGCCAAGUUCACGGUCGCCGCGCUCGACCUUCCGCACUGGAAGCGCAGAUACUCGAUUGUUGCAAACCAAACCACUCUCAAUGACGCCGUUCGGCUGGCUGAAGAGAUAAAAGGUACCAAGUUCAACGUCAAGUACUUCUCCGUGGAAAAGAUGGAGAAGGGUGAGAUUGAUCUCACACCCAGUAUGAAGAAGGCUUUGCCUACAGAAAUGCAUGACAGCAUGAAAAAUAUCCUGGCUUUGACAGGAAUUGGAUUAUCUAAAGGAGAAGUUGAUCUGGAUAAGACUGUUGAUCUGACACUGAAAUUUUCAGGCAUCAAGUGCCUUACAGUCAAGGACGUUUGGGAAGCAUGGAAGUAG
This is a messenger RNA of Fusarium graminearum PH-1, 768 nucleotides long. RefSeq lists its product as uncharacterized. The transcript is spliced from 4 exons. Lineage: Eukaryota; Fungi; Ascomycota; Sordariomycetes; Hypocreales; Nectriaceae. Bases 1 to 768 code for a protein of 255 amino acids. The record is from RefSeq and is a predicted model, not a curated record.